UACACCCCGCCUUCUGGUUCGAGAAUUACUUGGGCCAAAUGAAGUCUGUCAUAAAAACUGGGACUAAACCACUGGUGCAACUUGUGAACAGGAUUGUUGAAAAAAAGUUGCCAGACCUUCCAAUUCCUCAGGAACCACCCAUCAAGAAGUCAAACAUUUACCUCUACAAGAAUCAACUUUUAGAGAUAUUGAAAUCAAACAAUGACGAUACCUAUGUCGUCCGAGUUUACCAGGAUUUGCAAGAUGCGUUCACACAGCCCUUUCCCUCACGCCUCAUAGGCAAAUACCAGUUUAAUAGCGAAGACUACCAGGAAGACAUAGUUUCACUGUCAAAGCUUAGAAAUCAAGGCUUUAAAAUAACAGUUAAUGGUUUAAAUUAUUUCCAUCUACUUUUACAUCACAAAUAAAGCGAUUAUUUUUCUUUCAGAAAAAAUUGCUCUUGAAGUUAUUUAAACUGGAUGUUGA
Eurytemora carolleeae is the source of this 465-nucleotide messenger RNA. RefSeq lists its product as uncharacterized. The record is from RefSeq and is a predicted model, not a curated record. The transcript has 3 exons. Lineage: Eukaryota; Metazoa; Arthropoda; Copepoda; Calanoida; Temoridae. Bases 39 to 407 code for a protein of 122 amino acids.